AUGGCGAAUCAUGACAAUCCAUUUAAAGCUGUUUUCAAUGCCUAUUGUCGACUCCCACAUGACGAGCUCGUGCUUUUCCUCAAAGUUCGCAACCUCCCAACAUCGGGCGCGGACAUAGAGCUUGCAUCCAGAUUAGCCCAGCACGAUUUCCACACCUAUCAUUUUCCAACGAUAUCUAGUGAUGCGCCAACGUCUCUCAUGGACAAAGGGAAAGAUACGAAGACCACAGAACGUCCUGUAGAUCUACCCGUCGAAGUUCUGGCUGAGAUCUUUGAUCAUCUUGGUGAUUGGGAGCUCUCUCGGGCAUUGGGCAUUCCUACUUCCUUGUCUCCUCCUAGCGAUUGGAGCAACCCUGCACCCAUCGACCUCUCUAUGCUCACGGGUUGCGUCCCUCUCAUCCGUGCAGCAGACCCUGCAGCUAAUCCCCCUUCAAGCCACGGCGCCAUUGCGUCCGUGCGAUUUGGUUACGUCAAUGUGCUGGAAUUUUUCGUUACACAAUACCGCCCCGUAUUCUUGUCUAUCUUCAAAGAUGAUUUGAUCCCUUUUCACGCAUCAAAGCACGGUCGCAUAGACGUGCUGUGGUGGUGGAAACAUGGCUUCGAGCAACAUCCAGAUUUAGUAAAUCCUCCCAAACCUGGGUCUAUUGCUCGUGCCAUCGACAGAGCCUCUCGUAGUGGCCAAGUAGAGUCUCUGGACUGGUGGGUGACUUCUGGGCUCCCGCUGGACUACACAGAAGCUGCUCUUGAAGGCGCUAGCGCGAAAAAUCGCAUUGAUGUCCUGGAGUGGUGGAAGUACCAGCAUCUCGCCAAUAAUUUGCCCUUGAAGGUCGGGCGUGUCAUGGAGUUAGCAAGUCAAGCGGGGCAUGUGGAUACCCUUAAGUGGUGGGCAACGUCGCAACUGGAAUAUACGUAUGACCGUCAUGUCAUGCACCAUGCCAGCUGCGUGGGGAAGGUGGAGGUUCUGCAAUGGUGGCUUGGAAGCGGGCUACAGUUUAUUUUUGACCAGGAUGUGCUGACCGGUGCAACACGGCAUAACCGAAGCGAGGUGCUGGAGUGGUGGGAUAAGAGUGGGUUACCGAUUCAAUAUCGUAUGUGCGACAUCGAAGAAGCGCUUGAGGAUGCGAUUGGCGGUGGGGACAAAGCAAGGAGGUGGUGGAAGAAUAAGGGUGUCGAUUUUAAUGCAAACGACAAGGAGUGGAUGAAGCUGCAAAAUUUAAACUAG
Messenger RNA from Suillus fuscotomentosus, 1221 nucleotides. RefSeq lists its product as uncharacterized. The coding region runs from base 1 to 1221 and encodes 406 amino acids. The record is from RefSeq and is a predicted model, not a curated record. Lineage: Eukaryota; Fungi; Basidiomycota; Agaricomycetes; Boletales; Suillaceae. The transcript is spliced from 2 exons.